Messenger RNA from Gongylonema pulchrum, 576 nucleotides. The record is from the annotation of a GenBank genome assembly. Lineage: Eukaryota; Metazoa; Nematoda; Chromadorea; Rhabditida; Gongylonematidae.
AUGGGUUCACAUCAGCAUUGCGCCAGCGAAGUAACAGAUUUCGAAAGGCAAGGCGAAGGGAUGCGCUAUUGUAUGGGUCUCCACAUCGAUCUCGAUAAGGUACGUGAAUUACGUGAGGUUACUGUACUGAAUGAGGCAGUUGACGGAUCAGGUGUGAAAGUUUUCAAAAAAUGGGAAAAUCGAAUGGAUAGGACGGAGUACGUGGAAAGUGAUGUUGACGAAGAGCUUUUGUUCAACAUACCUUUUAAAGGUCAUGUCAAAAUAACCGGCCUGGUGCUAGCAGGUGAUUUGGAUGGUACUCACCCGUCAAGCUUGCGAAUCUACAAAGAUCGACCAUCGAUGUCGUUUGAGGAUGCAGGCGGGGAAGCGGACCAGGAAUUCUCGAUCAAACAGGAUCCGCGUGCCGAAAUAGACUAUGCUUUGAAAGCAUCGAAAUUCUCAAACAUCACUUAUUUGAGCCUCUUUUUCCCAACAAAUUUCGGCGACGAAAAAACACGAAUUUAUUACAUCGGCUUACGAGGCGAAUACUUAACAAACAUGCGACAACAGGUACAUCAAAACACUUUCCAGACUUAA